Molecule: messenger RNA, 594 nt
Organism: Rosa rugosa (rugosa rose)
Lineage: Eukaryota; Viridiplantae; Streptophyta; Magnoliopsida; Rosales; Rosaceae
Exons: 1
Coding region: 1-498 (165 amino acids)
Source: RefSeq, a predicted model, not a curated record
AUGGCAACACUAGGCCUAAUACUCUUCUUUCUGGUCUCUUUCUCAAUCUCAACCCCAUCUGCUUCUGUCAAGGACGAGCUGACCGCUUACGAAGCUCUCGAAGAGUAUGACUUCCCAGUAGGCAUUCUUCCCAAAGGCGUACUAAGCUACGAGCUAGACAAUUCCACAGGCAAAUUCUCAGUCUAUUUGAAUGGCUCUUGUACCUUUUCAAUAGAUUCAUAUCAGCUGAAGUACAAGUCCACCAUAACGGGAGUGAUAACCAAAGACAAGAUCUCGAGCUUGAGUGGUAUCACGGUCAAGGUGCUGUUCCUGUGGUUGAGCAUUGUCACAGUGGUUCGAGACGACGAUGAGAUCCAGUUCUCUGUUGGGAUCGCCUCCGCGGACUUUGCCGUCAGUAAUUUCGUGGAGAGUCCGACGUGUGGUUGUGGAUUUGAUUGUGUCAAUGUGGAUGGAAGGAAGAUCAAGUUUGAUGAUCAGUCACUAGUGUCCUCUGCUUAAGUCAGUUUUCAAAAUUAUGUUCGAACCGAGUGUAAUUUGAGAUUCAGUGUAGCAUUGUAACAGAUUUUCACGAGUGAAAUGGGUUUGUUUAAUUCA